This is a messenger RNA of Cuscuta epithymum, 2133 nucleotides long. NCBI's taxonomy places the organism in Eukaryota, Viridiplantae, Streptophyta, Magnoliopsida, Solanales, Convolvulaceae. The record is from the annotation of a GenBank genome assembly.
UGACUUCCCAUUGAUUUAGAAGCGCUUUUAAUUAGAUUCCUCACUCUGUAGUCUGUACAUUUCCGGCAAAAAUGCAAAAUGGAUGUUGACCACAUGGAGGAUUUGAAAUCUUCUACCUUGCCUUGCUCAUACAUCUGGACGGUGAACAAUACUGAGUAUUUCACUCGUUCAGAAAGGUGCCUUCACGUGGAGGCUCAAUAAUAUUUCACUCGUUCCAGACUUCAGUCGUCACUGCUCGCGACGGCCAAACCUCUCACUUCACGCCGAAUAGCCCCCGCUUCUCCCAGCGGACGAAUCUUUCGAGUCUCGACGAAGAGCAUUGUUCAGGCACCAAAAAGAUCCAUAGGAAGAAAUGAAGAACAACAUUAUGCGUAGGUGAUAUUAUUAAUUUCAAGAAACAGAGCAGUAGCAGCAGUGGUUACAAGAUUUAGGAGAGUGUGAUUUCUCUUGGCGAAUUGGCCUCCCUCACGCUGCUACGGUGCUAUUUCAGGAAAAUUUCCAUUUGGAGUUAAAAAAAUAAUCACAGCCUUUUCACCAGAGUGGUAGUGGUUGGCCACAACAAUACAAGGUCUGGGAGGACUGUAGGAACCAUUUUUUUAAGCACUUUAAUUAUAUAUACAUAGUACUCCCUCCGUCCCAUUGGACUUUGCCAUCUUUUCAUUUUUGAUUGUCCCAAAAAACUUUGCUAUUUUCCUAUUAAAGCAAUUAAUUUGUGGUUUUGAACAUUUCUUUCUCCUCUGCACAAAUCUCAACCACAUAGUUUUUACUAUUCUUAUUUCUCACCUACUUUGCACUUGGCAAAGUCCACCGGGACGGAGGUAGUAUAUAUUAAGCACUUCAUUGUUUGGACCCCCCUUCAGCUCCCUCACCUCCUAUCCCCAACCCAAGCAAAUGGAAGCUAAAGAGCCAAUCAUCAUCACACGAAAAGAGGAUAUGAGAAAAUGGUCAAGAUGCGUAAGAGCCCAAGGCAAGACCAUAGGUUUUGUACCCACGAUGGGCUACCUCCACGAAGGUCAUAUUUCUCUCAUCAGAGAAGCACAAAAACACGCACAAGCCAUAAUAGUCUCCAUCUAUGUGAACCCAGGCCAAUUUUCUCCCAAUGAGGACCUAUCCACAUACCCUAGUGAUUUUCAUGGAGAUAUCCAAAAGCUAAGGUCUAUUCCUGGUGGUGUAGAUGCUGUGUUCCGCCCUUAUAACCUGUAUAAUCAUGGAGACGAGUGUAACAGGAGUCAACAACAAGAAUUGGUUAGAGGGGAAGUAAAUGAGGUUUCUUGUGUGGGAGAAAAUGGGGGAGGAGGGCAUCAGACGUGGGUCAGAGUUGAAAGAUUAGAGAAGGGGUUGUGUGGGAAGAGCAGGCCUAUCUUUUUCAGAGGGGUUGCUACUGUUGUUACCAAACUGUUCAAUAUUGUUGAGCCUGAUGUUGCUGUCUUUGGCAAGAAGGAUUAUCAGCAAUGGAGAAUUAUUCAGAAAAUGGUGCAAGAUCUUGAUUUUGGAAUCAAGGUGAUUGGUGCCGAGGUAAUGCGAGAAGACGAUGGCCUUGCAAUGAGUUCUCGUAAUGUGCGACUCUCGCCUGAUGAGAGAAAACAGGCUCUGUCAAUAAGUCUGGCACUUUCAAAAGCCAAACUGGAAGCAGAGGUAGGUAGAAAGGACAAUUGCAAAGAGUUGAGAAGUCUAGUCAUCCAAUCUGUAGAAAAGGCUGGUGGACGAGUAGAUUAUGCCGAGAUUGUUGACCUAGAAAGUCUAGAGCCAGCUGAAGUGAUUAAGAUGCCUGUAGUCUUCUGUGUGGCGGCUUGGUUUGGAAAUGUCAGAUUGAUUGACAAUAUAGAAAUCAAUGCUUCUUGAAGCUGUUGACCAAUAACAUCUGGACUGGAAAUGACUACUCAAAAGUCUGAAGGUUUUGCCAUGUCAAACAUUUGGAUCUCUAUUUGUUACACAUACGUUACUUUGAAAUGGUCAAUGGUAGAAUUUGUCAUGUGAGUAAUUAAACGGAAAGGUCCAUUUCACAUAGACCUUUGUUGUUCACAUACAGAAUCUUCUAAGCAUUUGAAAUUGGAAAGUACUUUGAAAAGGUCAAUAAAAGUUGCAAUUUGUGUAAUCAUCAGAAAAAUCUCAGCAUUUGAAAUUUGAAUAAUG